UACUUAAAAUGCAACACUGUUAGCUCAACAAAAACAAAAUUCAUUUGCAAAAGGUGCAAGUAGACAAGUGCGACGUCUAAACUGUAAACAAAAGGUAUAAAAAAAUAAACAAAAAAAAAAAUAUAGCAAAAAUAACCGUUGGACAGCAGCCAUCCGCAUUAGCCGCUGAGAGCAGCGCAAGAAGGAAAAUGUCAUCAAUCAGACUGCAAAAGUAAUAGUAAUAAUAAAAGCAGCUACACAGACAUUUUAAGUGCUCAAUAAAGCAGAGAAAGAGAAAUGCAGAAGGACAACAGAUGCGAGAGAGAUAUGAAAAGGUGAUAAAUUCUUAGAGACCCAACAAAAAAGUGCGAAAAAUACAACAAUAUGGAAAGCGUUCAAUGAGUCCAAGCAAAGUCAGCUGAGAGCUGAGCGUUGUGGCGGCCGAGUCAAAGCGGCUUGACUUGGCGAUUGAAAUUGAAUUGGGCACGACAGUGAGCAGGAGAAAAAAAAAAAAGAAAAAAAUAACAAAAAAAGAACACACAAGAAUGUAACAAAUGCCAGUAAAACAACAAGAACGGCAAAAACUAUGCGCUGACAGCCAACAAUGCUGGAAGCGUUAAGCGCACAAGACAAAGCGCUGAGUGGACAGCAGCUGUCAGGCAGUGGCAAUUUCAAGCUGCACACCUGCUGUGCAAAAAAAAAACAAACAUGUAUGGACAAGCACAUGUGGCGUUUAUAAGACUUAAGGCGAGAAGUUAAAGUUAAAAAAAAUAUAAAAAAAUGCAAAAAAAUUUUGGAUACAAAUUUUAAAAUAAAAAUAGCAAAUGUAACUGAAAAACUUUAAUAAAAUAAAAUAAUGCCGAGCAAAAGUGUGAAAAGCAGCAAAUCCUUGGAAAGGCGUUACUGCAAAUCGAACAAGUGAAAGCAAUUUCAAAGAAAAAUCGCCAAAAUGCUUUAACUCGCAAUAAAAUUACAAAAACAACAGCAACGAUAUCGAGUGAAACGAGCAAUUGGAAAGUGCAAUAAAAUAGAUGAAUGUAAAAUAUUGACACAAAAAUAACAAUAACAACGAACAACGAACGAACACGCAAAGUGCACAACAACAAAAACAAGCGAGAAGAAAGCAAAAAUAAAAGAUAAAUAAAUAACAACAACAAAGUAAUCGCAACAACACACAGCGCAGCAGCAGCACAAACGUAGAAGGCGGAGAGCACGCAGUGCGUCAUUGUUUGCAAAGGAGAAGGAAGAGGAGGGAGCGAAAUGCCAAGAAUUGCAAGAAAAAUGGCGACCGCAACAAAAUUCGCCAUCGCGGUUGGCAACAUUCUCACAAUAUUUAUGGCAAUGACAAUGUGUUGUUGCCAAGUGGCUGGCCAUCCACAGCCACAGCCACGGCCGCAACACCAAUCCGAAGCGCAACAACAGCAGCAACACGUGCUGGCAACGCCACAGGCGACAUCACAUAAAUACCAGCAAUUGCAAUAUCAAUUGCAACAACAACAGCAACAGCAAUAUGAAUAUCAGCAACAGCUGCAUCAGCAAUUGCAAAAACAGCAGCAGCAGCAGCAGGAAAAAUCGCUUUAUCAACAACAACAACAACAGCAGCAGCAGCAGGAAAAAUUGCUCUAUCAACAACAACAACACCAGCAACAGCAACAGCUUAAGUACCAACUACAACAGCAACAAAUUGAGCAAAAGCACGAUAAGGGCGAUUAUGUGCAGGAGACGGAGCGUGAGCUACAAAAACAACAGCAGCGUGCAGCACCCACACAGAUUAUACGCGCAGGCGCUUCGCUGAUUGUCGGCGAUGAAACUCAGUUAAACGAGUCCACAAACUAUCCUUAUUACAGCGACAACUCUGGCAUAUUACCCGCAACACCACGACGUCGACAAACGGCCAGCACAAGUCGCGCACGCACACGGCGCCCCACGAGCAAUAACGACGAAGGCACGCAACAGCAAUACUGGCGCGGUAGAGUUGACAACGAUAGCUCAGCGGACAAUACUGCUACCCAAACACGUGAAGACACGCGCGCUAACAGUCGCAAGCGUAAGCAACCAGCUAUACGCGAACCACAUGCCGCGUUAGAGAAAGAACAGCAAUUGUAUGAGCUGCGUGACAAGCAGCGGCAGGAGAAUGUGCCAAUUGCGAACACACGCGAUAAAUCGUAUCGACGCCCUUAUUCACAGGCUAAAAAGGAGGCUGAAGUGUCAACGGGCGACAGCGCGUUCGCCUCAAACGUCAAAAAAACGGUAGAUCUAAAGCAUAUACUCAAAAAUGCUGGCGGCUUGAGUUUAAGCGAAAUACUGCAACAGAAGAAUCUUUCGCUAGACGAUUUAUUGAAGGGCAAACAGAAUGCACUGGAAGUGCUACAAAGCACAGCAGCAGCGCCAUCAAACGCGCCGAAUAAAGUGGUGGAGAACAAGCCGGUUAAGCCGAUGCGUUGGCAGCCCUACCUCGCUAGUAUAAACGAUGCGCCUGUCGGUACAACACAGCAAACGCAUGCAGGCGAUGAUGAUUUGGACGCAGAGCUGCGUGCAACACCAGACGAAUCGGUUGAGAGCGCUGACGCGCAGCAACGCGCCAGAUUAAAGCUAGCGACACUACAGCGUCACAAAUAUUUCGGUAGUUCAACGCGCACAGCAACAUUGCAGUACGGUCACGCUGCUUCAGGCGGCACAACAAGACGUGUGAGCUUGCCCGUGAGCUCAACAACCGCCACAAGCACGACGACGAUAACUACAACUACCACGCGCCUACCAAUUUACAAGAAAAAUUUAAUGCUACGCUCAACGCUAAAGCCAACGUUUAUGCUAAAGAAUGCCAUGGCUUCGGAGUCCUCUAGUGCGGAGUCUACAGCAAAUGAUAAGACAAAUUUUGAAGAAAAGUUAACCACAACUAUAAUCAACAACAGGUAUAGGGAACCCACAGUAGUGGCCAAUGAAGAGGAACAGGAGACGGAACAGGAAUUUGUUACGAACGCCAAAACUGUGGAGAAAGCAGACAGUGCUGAGGAUACGACAGAUACCGAGGAACAGCAGGAAGAAGAGUAUUUGCGCGAUGAGGAAGAGAGUGAUGUGGUAUCCACCAGCAAAGUCGACACUACAACUACAACGUCCUUUACUAACACACCUAGCACAACAGCGUCUACAAGCGCCACAACGAAGCUCACCUCUACUACAUCUUACAGCCCGUCGAACACUACAACGCGCGUGACCGCAACCAACGCGAUCUUGAAACCAGCAUCACGCGAACAUCCUAAUUUCAAAACAAACUCUAUAGAGUCAGAGAAGACGCAUGCGCACUCAACGCCCACAGACCCCGAGAGCGACGGCCUCGAGAACUUUAUUGGCGCUCAAAUCACGGUCAGUAAACAGCGCGAGAAAACAAACAAAGCAGACAGAGAAAACAUUACGCCACGCAUCGAUCAGGUGAAACCAGCUACGGCCGGUGAAACGUUUGCUUAUCAAGACUCCGUACCCGAUUUUGAUGGUGUGGACGAUCGCACCGAUUUGCUGGAGUUAAUUGAGGAUAGGCGCUCCGGCAAUCGGCUCUUCAAAGUGCUGGAACAACGCAAUAUGACGCUUGAGGAGCUGAUUGAGCACCGCAAACGCGGCUCGAGCCAAUUGCAUUUGGCGACGGUUGUGCAAAAUCGUUCGCGAUUUUUUCCGGGACAGAAGGUCGUCCUUCAUGACAAUAUGGACAUUGUUACAGCGUUUGAGAAUUUCCCACACUUUAACCUGAUGGACUUGAAGAGCGUCAAACCGGAUGAUAUAAAGACAGACUCGCAAGGCGCCAGUUACUUUACCUCCAUCAUAGACAUCGAGCCGACGGACGAGAUCUACAAAGACGAAUCCGCUGCUGGCAAAGGUUCGCCCAACUAUCAACAAUCCCAACGCACCGAAAAAUCAGUAGGUUUCUUCCCCUCUUUCAAAACCUUGGCAUUGGCCUCACUCGCAAGCAGCACGCGCAGUGACGCGUCCACCAAGCGCAAUCCCUUUUUUCUGUCACCACCACAAAUGCUGCUCGAGAACACCUCCGCCGAGUUAGAUGAGAACGACUUUUUAAUGGACAACGAAACAAAUACCAAUAUAAACGCUGAGGCGCCACAGCAGCAGGAGCUUACCGCCACGCAGCUACAGAGCGCCAGCAUCAUCGACACCGCAGAGGUCAUCGAGAAUGAAGUGGCGCGCGCGCAUGACUUGCUCGAUCUCGAGCUGUCCGGCCACGGUUUCAAACGCAGCCCCGCCGCAGCGGCGGUCUCUACAGCGGCAAGCCAAAAUAGCAUCUAUAGCAAUAUGCCAGCAGGCAUACGCUCCGCCAUUGUGGCCAGCGCGGCGAUUGUGCUCACCUCGCUCGCAACCUUUAUGGUCAUAUUUGUAAUUUGUCGCUGGAAGCAGCGGCGUCAACGCAAAACCAGCUACACUAAGACAUACAAUGCUAUGAAGAGCAAAUUACCGACCAUCACAAACUCGUCGCGGCACUCCUCCUUACGCAAUAUGGAAGAGCUGGUCGGCGGCGUGUCCACGGUGUCGGUAUCACCGGUACACCAGCUGCAGCGGCAAAGUUCAUUACUGUUCCCACGACACUCGGGCAGCGGCAGCAUAGAUGUGGAGGAGCUAAGCGGCAGUGGCGGCGGCGGCAGACGUAGCAGAGUUAUGCGUGGCGCGACGCGUGCUAGUUUAGGAAACAGCGGCGGUAUGGGCAGCGCUACCGGCUCCACAACAUCGCUGGCGCUGUCGUUGCAGAGCGUGCACAAUAGUUCUACAAACAAACUCAACACAAUGGACCCGAACUCGCCGGAGGUGCAAGAGUAUCUGUUCGAUGCGCUGCGGAAGUCUUACUAAAUCAACGCAGGGUUGUAUUUGAUAUUUGUGUGAAGGAAUUUUAAGAUUUUGAUAGUUUUGAAUAUUUGUAAAUUUUAACUUAUUUAAAAUAUUUCUAAAUUGGAGAAAUAAAUGCGAAACAUGUUGCCAAACAUAAGAAAUACAAGCAAAUAGACUUAAAGCAAUUAUGUAAAAAAAGUGUGGAGAGAACGGCGAAAAUUUGUAAAUUAAAACACUUUUAUAACAAAGAAACUUAUAAACUCUAAGAAGCAACCAACCUUUAAUGCGUAGAACAUAAAAAUUUCUUUGGUAGCAUAUUAAAAAGGCAAAAAAAGAAGGUUAAAAAAAAAUAUAAAAAAGAAAAAUUUUAAGCAGAAAAAUAUAUUUAAAAAAAAAUCGUAAAUUUACAAUUAAGAUUAGCGCAAUUUUUACCCCAACUAGUGCGUAAGAGUUCGAAAUUGGUUUAGCAUAGUUCCAAAAGCGGGUUUUCAAACAACACAACGGUGACGUAAGCAAUUUUAAAAAGGCGUGAAAAAAUAGUAAAAAAUUAUUUUAAAAAAAAGUUUU
Molecule: messenger RNA, 5370 nt
Organism: Bactrocera oleae (olive fruit fly)
Lineage: Eukaryota; Metazoa; Arthropoda; Insecta; Diptera; Tephritidae
Product: ras guanine nucleotide exchange factor R
Source: RefSeq, a predicted model, not a curated record